UUUUGCGGGCUGAGAGAUGUGCUGACGGUUAACAUUUAAGGUGGAAAUGCUACAGCGCGCCAAUUAUUGUCAAUAAUAACAGUGGUCUGUGAUUUAAAUAAAUAAAUAAAUAAAUAAAAUAAUAUCGGAACUACCAGCCAUUCCGAAGAUAAGAAUUGUUUAAACUUUUUUUUUUCCCUCCAUUAAACAAUAUCAGAACAAUUCGAUCUAUAAAAGAGGGAGAUUGUGCCCCCUUAACAGGUUUUGAAAUUGUUUUCAUUGGGUCUCGCAGAGAGCGUCACAGUUUCAAAACAGCAGCGGGACUGACCAAGCAGGAAUUCUGCACUGAGAUAACAACGCAGAGAAAAUGUUGCACGGCGGGCAGUCCAACGAGGCCCUCCUGCUCUUCCCAUACCCAGAGGAUGAGGAGUCUCUGCUCUUCAGUGCCUCGUCCCUGUGGGGGGAAGGGGGACCCCUGUCCGAGGCGCUGCUGCCCCUGGUCGAGCUUCCUUCCUCUGGGGGCUCCCCCCAGCCCCUGGUGCCCUGGCCCUGCUACCUGCGCUAUAAGACGGAGCUGUGCACUCGCUACACGGAGACUGGCACCUGCAAGUACGCAGACAAAUGCCAGUUCGCCCACGGACUUCAGGAGCUCCGCGCACCCUCCCGCCACCCCAAAUACAAGACGGAGCCGUGCCGCGCCUUCCACACGGCUGGCUUCUGCCAGUACGGUCCCCGCUGCCUCUUCAUCCACAGCCCAGAGGAGCAGCGGCGGGCGGAGGAGCGGAGGCAGCCCCACAGCAAGUACAAAACCGAGCCCUGCCGCUCCUACCGCUCCUCCGGCUUCUGCUCCUUCGGGAGCCGCUGCAACUUCGUCCACGAGGAGGAGGAGGAGGAAGGGUGGCUGGGGGCCGUGCCCCGAUCCAGCUUCUCCUCCUCUCCAGGCCAGGGCAGGCCCACUCACCAGCAGUGGAAGCAGCAGCGUUCAGUGCCUUGCCGCACUUUCCUAGCCUUCGGUUUCUGCCUUUACGGAGCGCGGUGCCGCUACAAGCACAGUGUAGUGAAGAGCCAGCCUGAGCCGGCCUCCAACACCAGACCCGCUUCUCCUUCUCUGCCACCUUCCAUCUUCAGCCUAGGACUUUCCUACCUGGCCCUGCCCAGCGGGAGAGCUCCCUCUCCAGCCUCGGACGGGCUGCCCUGCUCCUCUUCGUGUUCCUCUGUCACGCCGGAUUACCAUGGCGACAGCCCCUCGCCGGUGCCGCCCGAGCCGCUGGCUAACAACGCGUUCACCUUCACCAGCCAGCACAUCACUGACCUGCUGCUGCCCCUGGCCUGGAGACUGCAGGACCUGGAGAACAGGCAGCGGGGGCUUUCCCCAGAUCCAGGCCCCCUUGAGCUGUGAGCACAAACUCCAGCACCCUGCUCGCAAACUGGGCCAGGCUUUACUUCAGGGUAAUCAACAGAAGCAUUGGUGGCUUCCAACUGUCUUCCUCAAAUGCUGGGUCUCGAACCAGUUCAGUUUCAUGAAUUUUACACCCCCACUAUUUCAAACAUUGAACAUUUUGUUAAUGAUAUCUCUUUAAACCAAGCAUAGCAGCGUGUCUCUGUUUCAAUCGGCAGGAAUGUGUGGGUGGGGUUUGGGUGUUCUUUAUUUAUUUAUUUUUUUUUAAAUCUAUUGCACAAAACAAAUUAAUCACAGAUUAUGGCAGUUUUGAAUUACGACUUGGAACCAGGUUGGACUGUUCAGACGAACACUAAGAGUAACGUACGCUGUAACAAUGUUUUCUUUUGGCAUGUAAAUUAUUUUUUUUUAAAUAGGUUAAAUGUACAUUUAUCUUUUUACAUAUGAAGUCCGGGAACCUAUAGGUUGUGUAUAUAAGUGGGUGGAGCUUGUAGUUGUGACGCCCUUGUGUCGUGAUCGUGGUUUUAAACGUGGCUGGGUUGGCGCCUGUGCCAGGGCUCGUCGGGUGGGUUUCUGCAGUGACGGACAGCGGUACACGUAUAGGGUCUGAUCUGUUGGAAUUUACUACUGAAUCUCGUAGAGUUUGCAGAUAAUCAGAAUUACAAAUUGUGUCUUUCAUUUACCGUGAAUUGGGUUUUUAGAUUAUUUGAAUUAUGUAACUUGAAGCCUACAUGUGAUCAGACUGAUAGAAAUGACUCUAGAACUGCAGGCCUCCAGGUACACUUGGAGACUGAACCCAAUUUUAAAGAGGGCUGGGUCUCCUGUGGAUUGGGUUGUGUGAUGGGGAAAGUGAUGUGUGUGUGUAUAUUGUAUAGGUAAUUUUAUGACAGAUGGUUUUAAUCAAAGGAUAAAUGUUUAUUUAUGGAAUCUUUGACUUUAAUUUAAUUUAACCCUGUUUUGUUAAUGUUUGUUUAUUUAAGGUUAACACUGUUCACGUUGUAAGUGUUUUUUAAACUGCUGCCUUGUACAGAAAUGUACAUUUUAAUAAAACUCAAAUUGAAA
Acipenser ruthenus (sterlet) is the source of this 2440-nucleotide messenger RNA. RefSeq names its product mRNA decay activator protein ZFP36-like. Gene Ontology annotation, molecular function: metal ion binding; mRNA binding. The record is from RefSeq and is a predicted model, not a curated record. The transcript has 2 exons. The coding region runs from base 347 to 1378 and encodes 343 amino acids. NCBI's taxonomy places the organism in Eukaryota, Metazoa, Chordata, Actinopteri, Acipenseriformes, Acipenseridae.